GUCAAAAAGUCAGAAGUGCGUGUGUUGAGGGUGUCGACGUGUCGAGCAUCCGUGGUUUUCAAACUCAAUUUUCGCUCCAAUUUUUCCUAUUUUCCUCCGAAAUUUCAUCCAGCAGCUUGCUACUAAAUGUAGCAUGAAAAAAAGUUCCGAAGUUAUCGGUAACUUGUGCCUAAAGUGUCGUGAAAUUAAUGUUUAAAAAUGGGCAUCGUCGGUUUGGUUACGUUUCUCACACGAAUCGGUGGCUGCCGGGGAGUGAACAUUCUGGACGAGAUCCGGAAGUGCGACAAGAAAGAGCCCCUGAUCGUGAUCGAUCUGCUGACGGUGAUCUGCUCGCUGAGUGGCCCGAUGGACGAGCAGAUCUACGGCUGCCGGAAUCAGUUUGCGUGGACGUACGCGACCCAGUUCUGCGACCGGAUGAUCGAGGCCGGAGCCCGGUUGGUGUUCUUCAUCGAUGGAAAGCUCCACGAGGGCAAGUAUAAGCACUGGAUCCAGCGGCAGGAGAAGGUCUACGGGGAAUGUCUGAAGAAGCUGGAUAGCAUUCCGGCGGAGUUCCGUGGGAAGAAUCGGGGGAACAUUCAGGGCAAUGUGGUAAAACAUGCCUUCAUUGCGGCACUGGUGGCCGCAGCUCGGAAGAAGGGAGUGCUUAUUACGACUUACGAUGUGGAAUGUGAUCGGGAGUUGGCGGCGUUCGCGAGGAAACACGACGCCCUGGCCAUUAUUACCGGGGAUUCGGACUUCCUGAUCUACGAGGGGAACUUUAGGCUUUGGUCCAGUUCGGACCUGAAUUUGGAACUGAUGAGGACGUACGAGUGGAACCGGGAGGAGCUUCGCAAAGCUCUAAAGCUGGAGUGGAGCCAUAUGCCGUUCUUUGCGGCCGUUGCCGGAAACGACCACUUCAAGAAUCGGCCGUCCGGAGUGUGCACCUUCUACAAUGUGGCCCAGAAGGUGCGGGAACUGAACCUGAGGUACGGGUAUACGAGAAUCUCGAUUGACCUGUACGAGAAGAUCUUCCGCCGGCGGGAUGAAAACUUCAAGAAUAACUUCGAAGAUGCGCUCAGGCUUUAUGAUACGGACUACGCCGUUCGCAAACCGCUCGUACCGUCGGAAAUGCGUCACUACCCGAACUACGCGGUCUGCAUAAUCCGGGGCUUUCCGGGCACGAUUCGUUUGCCCUGUUUGGACUUGCGGGUGGCCGAGUAUUCCCAGAUCGCCCUACAGAUUUACCGCCGUCAGGUGGGCGUUCUGUUCCGCCAUCGGCCGGUAGUUUUCGGACAAACGCUCACCUCGCCGGUGUUCAUGAAACCGAACCACUACGACACGUACAAGAUUAUUGCGACCACUCCGAUUACUCCUCCGCUGGCGGUAAAGGUUCCGCUUCCGGAGCAACUCUACUCGCUUGACCCGCAGGUAUCGAAGAGCCUCGAAGAGAUCAAGUAUCGGCUGCUCACCUGGCUCGUGUCGGACACGCUUACUUUCGAGGAAGUAUGCCACAUCAACCCGAAGUAUCUGCUGGACGUUUUCACGCUGUACUUUUUGGUUGAGAGAGACCUCCUGGACAUCACCACGGCCGACAUCAUCCUGGUGACGAUCGACGACUGCAUCAAGAACAUAAUCCCGCGCCAGAUUCCGUUGCAGCGGCCGCGCAAACCCAACGUCACGACCAGCUUCGUGUACACCAAUUUCUACGCGUUGAUGUACUUCAACGCCGAGACGGCCGGAAUGCGCCAGGAGCUGGACAACACAUUCCUCUGCAAAUUCGACGGGGUGUACUUCAACCUGAUUGUCGAUCAUCUGCGGUACGAUACGGCCCUGUUGGCAUCCAAGCUGGAGUCCAUCCAGUCGUACCGGGUGUACGCCAAACUGGCCAACCGGGUCAAGGUCGAGGUAGGAGCGGGGGAUGGUUUUGGCGGGAUGAUACAGACGACCAUCAAGGCCGAACCGGACUGGGAAAUGACACCGAAGGCGUACGGAGAGCCACCGAGAAAGAUCAGUCGGUGGAAUUAGAUCUAAGGACUGUUAAAUUUGUUUUGAAUUGACUGUUGAAUUUGGGUUUGAACUACGUAACGAUGAAAAUAUGCUGAAUAUAACAUAUUGAUUCCUAGAGCGCUCGAGGCGGUAAACUA
Molecule: messenger RNA, 2123 nt
Organism: Aedes aegypti (yellow fever mosquito)
Lineage: Eukaryota; Metazoa; Arthropoda; Insecta; Diptera; Culicidae
Exons: 4
Coding region: 199-2004 (601 amino acids)
Cellular component (GO): nucleus
Source: RefSeq, a predicted model, not a curated record